Drosophila ficusphila is the source of this 1201-nucleotide messenger RNA. RefSeq names its product odorant receptor 22a-like. Gene Ontology annotation, biological process: detection of chemical stimulus involved in sensory perception of smell; sensory perception of smell. The record is from RefSeq and is a predicted model, not a curated record. Gene Ontology annotation, cellular component: plasma membrane. Gene Ontology annotation, molecular function: odorant binding; olfactory receptor activity. Lineage: Eukaryota; Metazoa; Arthropoda; Insecta; Diptera; Drosophilidae.
AUGUUGAGCAAGUUGUUUCCCCGCAUCAAGGAAAAGUCUUUGGAGGAAGAGGUUAAAUCGCGAGAUGCCUUUAUCUACUUGGAUCGCUGUAUGUUGUUCAUGGGCUGGACAGAACCGAAUGACAAAAGAUGGAGGCUGCCGUACUUCCUGUGGUCAGUUUUUUUGGUGCGCGUUGAUUUAAUUUACAUGCCGUUCGCGAUGACCGUUGAGUACGUCAGGGGAUUCAAGAGUUUCUCGGCGGGCGAGUUUCUCAGUUCCUUUGAGAUCGGGGUAAACGUGUACGGAAGCUCGAUCAAGUGCUCUUGCAUCAUGCUUGGCUACAAGAAGAUGCAGAAGGCGAAGCGAUUGCUGGACCAACUGGACGAGAGUUGUGUUCAGGACGAGGAGAAGAUCACUGUGCGUCGCUAUGUGGCAUUGGCAAGCUUGUGUUACAUCAUAUAUCACAUUCUGUACUCAAGCUUCGUGGCAUUGAACUUUUUUUACUUUCUGACCAUAAGAAGCCACGCCUGGAGGAUGUACUAUCCUCUGGUCGACUCCGAUGAUAUGUUUUUUCUCUCAAGCAUCGCGGAGGGCAUUAUGAUGACGGUGUGCGUGACAAUGGAUCAGUGCUCGGAUGUGUGUCCUUUGAUGUACACGCUGAUGGCUCGAUGCCACAUAACCCUUCUCAAAAAACGGCUAAGGAAUCUGCGAUCGGUGUCCGAAAUGACCGAAGAUGAGCAUUUUGUGGAACUAACCAAUUGCAUCAAGCAACAUCGUUUGAUAUUGGACUAUUUCAAGGCUUCGGGCUCCGUAUUUUCGCGCACCGUUUUCGUGGAGUUCCUUUUGAUCGGCGUAGUCUUGGGCCUCUCGAUGAUCAACCUAAUGUUCUUUUCUACCCUUUGGACUGGAUUCGUCACUUGUCUGUUUAUGGUUGACGUGUGCAUGGAGACGUUCCCUUUUUGUUAUGUAUGCAACAUGAUUUUCGAUGAUUGCCAGGAACUCUCCGACUGCGUGUUUCAAUCAAAUUGGGUGUCCGCAGAGCCUCGGUAUAAGUCCACUAUGGUGCACUUUCUUCACAACCUACAACAGCCCGUUGUUCUUCUGGCUGGAGGAGUGUUCCCCAUUUGCUUGCAAACCAAUUUAUCUAUGGUGAAGUUGGCCUUCUCUGUGGUGACCAUCAUCAAGCAAUUCGACCUUGCUGCAAGGUUUCAAUGAAAGGCGG